AUGAAGUGUUCCAUUUGUGAUUCAAAUGCCCUUUCUCUCCACUUCGGAGCACCCAGUUGCAAAGUCCUGCGUGAGAUCUGAAACGGAUUCAGAUGACCCUCUUUCCAGGCAUGUGCUGCUUUCUUCCGAAGGACGGUUGCAUUAGAAAUCACUUACGAAUGCAUAACUGGAAAACAGGACUGCGAGGUUAAUUUUGGUAAGGAGUGAACGAAAACAUUUUGAAGGUGGAAUCAAAUCAUUUGAGAACGUCGGAUGGCUUGCAAAAGGUGCCGAUAUCAGAAGUGCAUUGAGAAUAACAUGCAGAGAUAUUGUGAGUGAAAAAGGAAAACGAAAGAAGGAGUGUUUUGAUUGCAGUGGUUCAGUCGAAGCGAGGACGACAAGAGGCUGCGAACGAGGUGAGUUCAGACUAGAGUUGGUGCCGAGUCUAGCCAAAGAGAACCGCCCACUUCUCACGAAUAGGAAGGGGAGAAUCAACAGAAAACGUUCAAUUUUCAAAAAGUUUUAAUAUGCCGAGUAUCGUAUUCUCCGAAGUUUUGGCUGCUUGGCUGGUAUUUGCAAUUAUUCGAAUCCAAACUUUACUCAUGUAUGUUCCAGGAUUCGACGUCACCUCCGAGAUCCUCAAGCCCCUUUUCAUCUACCCCUUCCACAAGCACAGGCCCAAUUCCUUCGAUUUCCGACGAGGAUGAAGUUCGGAAAAUGGUUGAGCACUUUGUGAAAAUGGAUUCGAAUCUGAACAAAAGCCGCCGGAUGGCAUUCACUGAUUCGCGGCUGCUUGACAUAUUCUCCGGCCUUUGCAAAAUGGUGCGCAUUCCAAAGGGGUCCACGACACAAUGCCAAGUUUACAGCCGUACGAGAAGCACCAACUGCAGCCGUUCGACUUCCGUUCAUAUCGUGGCUAUCAGAAGCAGGAGUACGUAAUGAUGUUCAACUACGCGAACACUCUGCCCGGCUUCCACGAUCUUUCGAAUGCCAGCCAGAACUUUCUGUUCCGCAUCGCUUGCGGAGUUGACUUUGUGAUCAGCAGUUCCUAUUACACUUGUACCAUCGGAACGGACAGUAAUCUUCUGAUCAGUCAAGACGGGACAUACAUCCAAAUGAUGCCACUUCCACUGCUCGGAGACGAACCCGGCGCUGCUCUGAUGUUCACGAAGAACGAAGAACUGGAGAAGUACAAGAAUAUCAUAAAGCCACGUGUCAAGUCAUGGGUCGAAUUCCUUCCUCUCUACCACUCUCUCGGUCUCACUUUCGAGGAAAACGCCGUUUUCAAAGCACUUUGUUGCUGGCAGACUUCGCAUUUUAACAUUGAAGAAUGUGACAAGGAGACGGUUCGGAAGAAUAAAUUGCUAAUAACUCAAUGUCUUCUGAAGAUGUGCAUUGAGAAUUACGGAGAAGAGGAAGGUCCUGUCAGGGCUGGAAACAUCACAUUGUUCGCAUCGUCAAUCUGCGUAAGUUCUGGAGGAAAGCAAGACGAUGAACUAUCUAAAUUCAGGCGGAAGUGAUGGAACUCGUGAACAGUCUGAUCAUCAUGUCCUUCUUCGAAUUCAUGACCGGCGACUCGCUCAUCAAUGAAAUCCUCUCCACGAGCAGUCUUUUCUCCUGA
Molecule: messenger RNA, 1600 nt
Organism: Caenorhabditis sp. 36 PRJEB53466
Lineage: Eukaryota; Metazoa; Nematoda; Chromadorea; Rhabditida; Rhabditidae
Source: the annotation of a GenBank genome assembly